GCAGGGCCAGGCGGCCGCCACAAAUAUCUGAGAAGCUCUGCUCGUCCUCCAUGGCCGGCUCGCCCACACCAGACCGGGCCGCGCCGCUCUAGCGCGCCCUCCAGCGUCCUCUCGCCGGCUCUGGACUCACUUCCCCGCAUCGGCGUUGGCCACGCCCCGCCCCAGGCUGCGCGCAGCCGCAGUUUCGCGCCGACAGCCCCCAAGGCUCUCUGGGUUUUCCACGCCCGGACCUCCAGAGAUUUGUGGGGGGGCCAACGUCUGAGCGGACAGGUUAAAACCGCUAUUAACGUGCUUUCGCUCUACAAACUGAGUUUGAUUUCCAAGCCAGAGUACGCCCCAAGGAGGCAGUCCGCAGGUAUUCGUUCAUUUCACUCAUUCAUUCAUUCAUUCUUUGAUUCCGGUGCCAGCUAGUUUUAAGUGCAGGGGCUGCUUGGGCACUUUCAAUGGGCAAGUAAGUCUCUGGGGAAAGACAUCAGAGCCCCAAGGAUAAGGAGCCAAGACUGGUCUCGGGAUGCUCUGGAGGAAGAAAUUGCCGGGAAGGAGGACCAGGAAAGACAAAGCCCCCGAGGCUGGAACAAGUUUGGCUUAUUGGAGGAAUCAAAAGAAAAGAAAAGGAGUGGAAUAUGGUCCCACUGCUGUAAGAGAAGCUGGUUUGAUGAAAAGGCUCUCCGAUUUGGGCUGCCACCUUAAAGACUUCGGAGACUUGAGUUUUACCCCAGUUCCCAAAGAUGAUCUCUAUAAUAACUUGAUAGUGAAUCCUCGCUCAGUGGGCCUUGCCAACCAGGAACUAGCAGAGGUGGUUAGUAGAGCAGUGUCAGGUGGCCACAGCUGUGUCACCGUGGGAGGAGACCACAGCCUGGCAAUCGGUACCAUUAGUGGGCACGCCCGGCACUGCCCAGACCUUUGUGUGAUCUGGGUUGAUGCCCAUGCUGACAUCAAUACACCCCUCACCACUUCAUCUGGAAAUCUCCACGGACAGCCAGUUUCAUUUCUCCUCAAAGAACUACAGGACAAGGUCCCACAACUCCCAGGAUUUUCCUGGAUCAAACCUUGUAUCUCUUCUCCAAGUAUUGUAUACAUUGGACUAAGGGAUGUGGAUCCUCCUGAACAUUUUAUUUUAAAGAAUUAUGAUAUCCAGUACUUUUCCAUGAGAGACAUAGAUCGACUUGGUAUCCAGAAGGUCAUGGAACAGACAUUCGAUCUGCUGAUUGGCAAAAGACAAAGGCCAAUCCAUCUGAGUUUCGAUAUUGAUGCAUUUGACCCUACGCUGGCUCCAGCCACAGGAACCCCUGUUGUAGGGGGGCUGACCUAUCGAGAAGGCAUGUAUAUUACUGAGGAAGUACACAAUACAGGGUUGCUCUCAGCACUGGAUCUUGUGGAAGUCAAUCCUCGGUUGGCUGCGUCGGAGGAAGAGGCCAAGGCUACAGCCAGCCUGGCAGUGGAUGUGAUUGCUUCAAGUUUUGGGCAGACAAGAGAGGGAGGGCACAUUGUCUAUGACCAACUUCCUACUCCUAGUUCACCAGAUGAAUCGGAAAGUGAAGAACGUGUAAGAAUUUAGGAAAUACUGUGUGCGACACGUGUCUGUCGCGAUGGGCAUUCCAGAGUUGGGAGGCAUUUGUGGUUGACAGAUACUAAAUGAUCGUCUGGGUCAGUACUGCCUUAAUGAGAACAUUUGUGCAUUCUCACAAUUGUAAAGUUUCCUUCCCCUUCAUUUUGGUGACCGAUAAUACUGCUGUAAAUGUAUUUGGUUUUUUGAAGCUCACAGGGUAUUAAUAUGUUAGAGCACUAUGUAAACUUAAAGAAGUCAUAAACAGCAUUUACUAC
Molecule: messenger RNA, 1824 nt
Organism: Lagenorhynchus albirostris (white-beaked dolphin)
Lineage: Eukaryota; Metazoa; Chordata; Mammalia; Artiodactyla; Delphinidae
Gene: ARG2
Product: arginase 2
Exons: 8
Coding region: 512-1558 (348 amino acids)
Cellular component (GO): mitochondrion; cytoplasm
Molecular function (GO): arginase activity; manganese ion binding
Source: RefSeq, a predicted model, not a curated record